Ostrea edulis (European flat oyster) is the source of this 2655-nucleotide messenger RNA. Its product is annotated as protein FAM167A-like. The record is from RefSeq and is a predicted model, not a curated record. The transcript is spliced from 3 exons. NCBI's taxonomy places the organism in Eukaryota, Metazoa, Mollusca, Bivalvia, Ostreida, Ostreidae. Bases 1011 to 1631 code for a protein of 206 amino acids.
GAAUUUUAAAUUGAAAAUCACCAUACUCUGAAACUCUUUCGUACCUAAAUAGAAAAAAAACAUAUUUUACAUAAAACAUCGCAUUCAUUUUAAAGAAAAUCUUCAUUUCUCAAAGAUCACAAAUGUAUAUUUAUUUUGAUUAGUUCUAUUUCAACAAAACACGAGCCGUCAAAAUGACAUUGGUAGUCAUAUAUUUCUCCAAAUGGAUGAUUUAUUUUCUCAAACCGUCACUUUACUUUAUCUCAAAGGUAUUUUCCAUUACCAAUGACUUCCUAGCAUAUUAAAAACUGACAAUCUAUAUUGACGAGGUACAUUGAAUAUGACUGUAACUUAUUAAAAGAAGUAUUUCUUUUAUCUAUUGUGUUGCUUUCUUUUAUACCAUACUCGAUGGGGUUUUAAGUAUUUCGAAUUAACUUCAUCUGAAUCGAAAUACAAUACAAUUAAAAUUUGUACGUUACAUAAAUUGAAAUGAAACGCGCAAAGUAUGUUCCUAGCAUCGCGGAAUGCUGGAAAAUAUGAAUUAUUCCAAGUAAAUGUUGUUUUCUUUCUUUUCAUUUUUUAUUUGAAGUUAUUCGAAUUUGAAGACGAGGAAUAAGGUGGUAUUAUAUGAAUAUUCAACCUACAGGGUACAUCAAAUAAUCUUUCUGGAAAUCUUAAUACUACUUUAGGAUUUCGAUAGAUUUGAUUUAAAAUCUGAUAAUUAAAUCCAGGGCCGCAGUUAAUGGAUAAAGGGGUUCCGGUGCGUUCCGUUUGAUAAAAGCUGGUCGUGUGACUGACCAGAUAUGGUGCUUAACUUUGAUGAGAAGAUGAAGGAAAAACACGCCACGCAUCAACAGUAGCCUUUUUUGAAUUCCUCGUUCAAGUGAAAAUCUGGUAUCUCCGCAUGUCUCAUUCAUGCCGGGGCUAUUUCAUAUCAAUCAAACUGUUCUAAUUUUCUUAAGAAGUGAAUGCUGUGGUCUCAUGCUUCGGAUUUAUUUGGAUUCAACUGAAUCAGAAGCUUACGCACAAUCAUGUCAAAACUAAAGGACAUUCGCAGACCCACUUUGGCGGUUAUAGAAGAAAACUCGCUUCCAGAAAAUUUUAACACAUUAGUCACAGAACCCGACAAAACAGUUACCCGGAAACUUCUGGAUGAAAAUGACAAUGUGUGCUCACACCUGAAUCUACUGAAGGAAAAGACAGCUAAAUUAAACUUAAGCACACGCCGUCCGAGUUAUGUCACGUGGAAGAAUGAGUGUAUAGAAGACUCAGGGAGGGGAAUUAAGGCGAAACUGCCCAACGUUAGGGGAGACAACUGUGCUAAUGGAAAUGAAUUGACUCUUGAUAAACGAAUAGACAAUAUUGAUGGUGCUCUAGUCUGGAUUAAGCAAGAACUUCAAGCAAUGCGCACGCAGGACCAAGACAUUGCCCGGAAGUUGCUUUCUUUACGUCACGAGAUGCAUGCACUGAAGCUACAGUGGAGCUGUGAUGAACACAAGGAGAUGUUGGAGGACGCUCAGUGGGACCUGGAGGAAAUGCACGAACUUCAGGACAUUUGUGACACGCCCCUAGACAGCAUGCAACCCCACCCACUCAAACAAAUAGGCGUGACCAAAAUGAACCUCAACACCCGGAGAUUCUCUAUUCUAUAAAGUGUUCUACAAUCGUAUUUAUUCCACGGGCUUAAAAUGUACGGUGAUCUAUCGAAUCUUGCACUUGUACGCUCGCUAUAUGUGAAACACGACAGUGCGAGGGUGAUAGAGGAAAUGUCACGUUUUACGGCAAAUGUCACGGUAAUCGGCAACGAGGUAUUCUACUGUCGGUAACAGUGUCCACGUAUUAGACAAAUUCAUUAAAUACAUGUAAAAUAUAUUAUUUUCUUCGUUACAAUUUGUAUCACACGGAGAAUUACCGGUAGCAUGGAUCAUUAAAAAGAUUCAUGUAUUUCGCUUUGGUGGUGUCGGUAACAGUGGUGCACUGUCGUACAGUAAAUACUUACAAGUUGUUGGCUUUACUGUGUGUUAUGCAUUUCCACCUAGCAUCUUUAUUUUCAAAAAGACAGUACUGUACGCAAUUGUUGGUAAUAUAAAAAUUGUCUGUGAUUUUGUCAAUUUAGAAAUCUGUGAUUGUACAUUAGUCCGUUCAUAACACCCAAAUGGCAUAUACAUUGUAAUUAUAUUGAUCCAAGAAUUAUUCUCUGUUAUUUAAUCAAGAGAAUGAACAAGAUGUAGGUAAAACAAUUAUUUAUGAUACUGUAAACUUUGUUGGCAUUUAUUUUCUUCAACCUGCCGUAAAGGUGUUGCUAGUUGUUGAUGCCUUUAAUAAAUUUCAAUCGAUUGAAAUAGACAGCUACAUGUCACAACAUUUCAAUAAAAAAUCUCAAAUGUUUCCUGAAUGAUAACUAUUGCGAUUAUGAUAACGGUAAUACUUAGCAGUCUAUAUUCUGAAAUCUGGAACAGCAACCACAUUUCUGUAUGAUGUAAGAUUCUUGAAAGCUGUGUUGCCAUUUUCUUCUUCUUCAAAUAACUCCUGUCAAAUAUUAAGAUGUUGAAUCUGUGAAGAUUAGAAAACUGAACAAAAUAAAUGUUUUUAUUUAAUAUGUUCAUUCUUGCAGAAUUAUGCAAUAAUUAUCAGAUUGCUGACGGACGAAGAGAAGGAAAUAAAACCAAAAACUUG